AUGUUUUGUCCUAGUCUCGCACAUGCCAACGUUCAUCUCUCAUCGAAAGUACAAUUCGAAGAUAAUACUGAAGAUAUUGCUAAAUUGGAACGAGCGUUAGCCGAUUUACAACAACAAGAUCUGAACAGUAUACUUUAUCAAAAAGAAACAUUAAAUGCAGAAGAUCGUGUUCAAAUGGCACAAUAUGCUUAUCAUCCACAACAUUAUCUAUCAACUCAACCAUCUCAUUGUUUAUUAGUCUAUAAACCACAACUACAACAACUCAUACCGACAAUAAGAGCAACAAAUGUCGGUUCAAAACGACGACGUAGUCCAUCAUCAUCUCAUAUCUAUUCAUCACCAUCACACAAAUCAUCAUGA
Molecule: messenger RNA, 360 nt
Organism: Didymodactylos carnosus
Lineage: Eukaryota; Metazoa; Rotifera; Eurotatoria; Philodinida; Philodinidae
Source: the annotation of a GenBank genome assembly